AUGGUUGGAAGCGACGAAGAAGAGGUAGAAGUAUCGGAUGUGGAAUUUGAAGAUGAAGAAGAGGAAGAGGAAAUGGAAUGUGAACUUGUUUGUGAACCUGCACAAAAACUCACUGAUAAAUCGCCAGGUGUUCCUUGUUCCGAUCUUCCGAAGAUAUCUCAGAGAAAUCGAUCAACUCCAGAUGCUACUUCUAAUGAUAAAGAUGAUAAUAUCAUAAUGCCUGAUGUUGAGGAAGAGAUAUCAGAUACCGAUUUUGAAGAUGAGGAUGAAUUAGAGCCUGAACAAGUUUCGGAAUCUGAAAAGCCUCCAAAACCAAGCCACGAUAUUCGAUUCAAAGAACCAGAAAACCAAAAAACUAAACGUUUAGGAGAACCUGAAGAACCACAAAAAGUUUCAUCACCAGCUACUAAAAAACCGAAACCGGCAGAAACAUCAGAGAAACAGUCAGUAAUGAAGGAACCUGUGAAAUCCACAAAAGAUGAUCCAAAAUCGAAAAAUAAGUCAAAGGUAGAACCCAAAAAUCCAAAUGUUAAACCUCAGGAAGAAUUAGAAAAAUCGGAUGAGGAACUCGAGCCAGAACUGGUAUCGGCCCCUGCAUCAAAAAAGCCUGAUAUUAAGCUGAAAGAUCCGGAAGGUACAAAACCAAAGAGGCCACUGAAAGUUAAACCAACAGAGGGUAGUCCGGAACCUGAAACAAAUGUAACUCUUCCAAUAUCGAAACCCAAGAUGAAACCUAGUAUUAAGCCACAGGAACCGGAUGAUGAAGAGCUUGAGCCAGAGCUAGUUUCAGCCCCCACAUCAGGAAAACCUGAUAUUAAGCUGAAAGAUCCGGAAGACAGAAAACCAAGAAGACCACUGAAAGUUAAACCAACAGAGGGUAGUCCGGAACCUGAAACAGAUGUAACUCUUCCGAUAUCGAAACCGAAGAAAAAACCAGGUGUCAAGCCACAAGAACCGGAUGAUGAGGAACUUGAGCCAGAACUAAUUUCGGCGCCUACAUCGAAAAAGCCUGAUAUUAAGCUGAAAGAUCCGAAAGGUGCAAAACCAAAGAGACCUCUGAAAGUUAAACCAACAGAAGGUAGUCCGGAACCUGAAACAGAUGUAACUCUUCCGAUAUCAAAACCGAAGAAAAAACCAGGUGUCAAGCCACAAGAACCGGAUGAUGAGGAACUUGAGCCAGAACUAAUUUCGGCGCCUACAUCGAAAAAGCCUGAUAUUAAGCUGAAAGAUCCGAAAGGUGAGAAACCAAAGAGACCUCUGAAAGUUAAACCAACAGAGGGUAGCCCGGAACCUGAAACAGAUGUAACUCUUCCGAUAUCGAAACCGAAGAAAAAACCACAAGAACCGGAUGACGAGGAAUUCGAGCCAGAAUUAAUUUCGGCGCCUACAUCGAAAAAGCCUGAUAUUAAGCUGAAAGAUCCGAAAAGUGCGAAACCAAAGAGACCUCUGAAAGUUAAACCAACAGAGGGUAGCCCGGAACCUGAAACAGAUGUAACUCUUCCGAUAUCAAAACCGAAGAAAAAACCAGGUGUCAAGCCACAAGAACCGGAUGACGAGGAAUUCGAGCCAGAAUUAAUUUCGGCGCCUACAUCGAAAAAGCCUGAUAUUAAGCUGAAAGAUCCGAAAAGUGCGAAACCAAAGAGACCUCUGAAAGUUAAACCAACAGAGGGUAGCCCGGAACCUGAAACAGAUGUAACUCUUCCGAUAUCAAAACCGAAGAAAAAACCAGGUGUCAAGCCACAAGAACCGGAUGACGAGGAAUUCGAGCCAGAAUUAAUUUCGGCGCCUACAUCGAAAAAGCCUGAUAUUAAGCUGAAAGAUCCGAAAAGUGCGAAACCAAAGAGACCUCUGAAAGUUAAACCAACAGAGGGUAGCCCGGAACCUGAAACAGAUGUAACUCUUCCGAUAUCGAAGCCGAUGAAAAAACCACAAGAACCGGAUGACGAGGAAUUCGAGCCAGAAUUAAUUUCGGCGCCUACAUCGAAAAAGCCUGAUAUUAAGCUGAAAGAUCCGAAAGGUGCAAAACCAAAGAGACCUUUGAAAGUUAAACCAACAGAGGGUAGUCCGGAACCUGAAACAGAUGUAACUCUUCCGAUAUCGAAGCCGAAGAAAAAACCACAGAUAGAAGCUAAAAAACCAAAUGCCACAUCUGAAGAAGAGCCAGAAAAUCCUAAUGAUGAAGAGUUGGAGCCAGAACUGAUUUCUGUUCCCGAGCCUAAGAGACCUAACGCUAAAUCUGGAAAACCAAAGGCAAUCAAACCUAAAAAUCCCCUCAAGGUUAAAUUAACGGAAGACAGUCCUGAACCAGAAACUGACGCCACAUUACCUCUACCGAAGAAAAAACCGAGCGACAAGGAACAAGAUGAAUCGGAGGAACCGGAUGAGGUCUCCGAAACAAGCUUCACUGUUCCAGAAUUACCCAUCGAAAAUGAGAUUGAAAACAAUGAAAAUGUAUCGCCAAAGAAGAAACCGAAACAGAAAAAGAAAAAAUUGAAACCACAAUGGAUUCCACCACCUAGACCACCACCAGAACCAUAUGAGAUGCCACCGGAUGAAAAGAAAUUGGCCGAUAUUCUGAAGGAAGAAAAAAUUCCACCAACAAAACGAUAUGCUAGAAAACCGCAACAUUUAGACGUUUUUAUUCCAUUCGAAAUACCAUGGGAAAAUCUACCCGCACUACAAACACAAGAAGGUAUGGGAGCAUUUGGACAUACCCGAGGUGCAAGUAUAAAGGUUGAUCAAGGUUCCAAGCACUUAGUACAGGGAGAUCUUCAUUCCGAAACUCUCAUCCCACUCUUUUCACAGGCAGUUGGCGAUAAUCGUUCCGGUAUGCUACCUUUCGGAUCUUAUCGAAGAAAUGUAUCGGAUGUUAUUGACAACCAUAAAUUUGAUGAGUCUAAGAUCAAAGAAAGUAAUCGUUUCAUUCCGAAGUUAAUGCAAGGUGCAAUACAGCCACAAAAUGCGGAAACUUUGUUUGGACAAAUUCGUAAUCAGACGCCACAUGUGAAAUAUUUGGACUAUAUGUCGCCAAGUUGUGAUCCAGAAUCUCACGGUUUCAUCAGCCGGCAAUUUGCGCCGACAUCUACCGAAAAAGCUGGCAGUACAAUCAUAGACAGACGACGAAAUGUCAUAGCCAAUGCACAGGGUUCCGGAAAUGAUAUUGGAGUAUUUGAUCGCGCUUCUGAAUCAAUUAUGCCACUUCUUUUCAAUGUUCAAGAUAUCUACCUUAAAGGUGGAACUGAUUUUGGUGCUUUUCGACCAUUGAUCAGUGAAUCAGAAGGUGGUUACCGGAUGACUCUAGAUGACGAGAUCAAAUGUAAACUUGUUGUUCCGUAUCAGACAGCGCCAUCAUUUGUAACAUGA
This is a messenger RNA of Brugia malayi, 3363 nucleotides long. RefSeq names its product I-connectin, putative. The coding region runs from base 1 to 3363 and encodes 1120 amino acids. The transcript has 11 exons. Lineage: Eukaryota; Metazoa; Nematoda; Chromadorea; Rhabditida; Onchocercidae. The record is from RefSeq and is a predicted model, not a curated record.